This is a messenger RNA of Leptopilina boulardi, 2899 nucleotides long. RefSeq names its product zinc finger protein 271-like. The transcript is spliced from 9 exons. The record is from RefSeq and is a predicted model, not a curated record. Gene Ontology annotation, cellular component: nucleus. Gene Ontology annotation, biological process: regulation of transcription by RNA polymerase II. Gene Ontology annotation, molecular function: zinc ion binding; RNA polymerase II cis-regulatory region sequence-specific DNA binding; DNA-binding transcription activator activity, RNA polymerase II-specific. The coding region runs from base 309 to 2540 and encodes 743 amino acids. Lineage: Eukaryota; Metazoa; Arthropoda; Insecta; Hymenoptera; Figitidae.
CACAAUAAAUGCGACAAGUCACAACGAUUUACAUUCAUUCUAAUUGUUAAAAAUAUUUUUUUUGUUUAUUAAAAGGUGUUCUAAUAAAAUAAACAAAUUAUAAAAGUAAAGAAAAUUAACUGUUAUGUGAAAAAUAAGACUUAUGUAUGUCUGUAACAGUGACAUGUAUAAAUCUAGAUAAAUUAAAAUAUUUGACUAUUUUUACGGAAUUAAAUAAUAGUGAGCCAAAAUUUGGUAAAAUAAAAUGCAAUUUAAUAUGCAAGGAUACAAAUAAUGAUAUAAAGUAAUUUCACAUAAUCGUGUGUAAAAUGGAUUAUGUCCAUAAUUAUUGUUUGCCUUAUGGCUCCAGCCAAAGUCAACCAACAACAAAAGAAUUAUCAUAUAGUAAAGUAGAGGAUAUAAAAAAAGUUUGUCGACUUUGUGGAGAAAAUAGUGACACUUGUACACCUAUUUUUGAAAAUAAGUUGUCAAUUGCUGAGAAAAUAAGCAGAUGUCUACCAAUAGUGGUUAUUGCCAAUGAUAAUUUACCGUCACAAAUAUGUAAACGUUGUCUUACAUAUUUAAAUAUCAGUUAUAAAUUAAUUGUAAAUUCUAUCAGAGUUGAUGAAAAUUUUCGUAAGCAAUUAAAGGACAAUGAAGAAAAAGAGGAAGAGGAGAAUUAUCAUUUAAAUAAAAAACAAUCUACAACAGUAGCAAAAAAUGAAAUUCAUACAGUGCCUAUAAAAAAAUUGAAAAAAUUUGCAUUAAACGGUCCAGUGACUUGUGAAUUUUGUGACUUGAUAUUCUCAAAUGUUAGUGAAUUUGAUGAUCAUUUUGAGAAAAAUCAUAUAUUAGAAUGGAAAUGUAAUUAUUGUGAUGGAAGUUAUGAAACAUCAGACGAAUUAAUUGAACACAAAACUAAAUUACAUUCGGGUAAUAUAAUAAUUUGUAAAACAUGCGUUGACGAUGAAGAAGCAAAGGAAAAACAAUUAAAUCAAAUGAAAAAAGAAAUGGAUAUAUCUUCUGGUGAGGAAUGCGAAGAAAAAUUUUAUAUUCCCGCUGAAAAUAUUUCAACAAAUAAUGACGAAGAAUUUAUUUUACCACAAAAUAAUCAAUUAACAACUAAUCCUGAAGAAAUUCCUGUUAUUCACCAACAAAUAUCGAAAUCAAAUAUUUUAACAAAGAAUAAUUUUGAAUCAAAUGAAGAAACAGAAAUAUUAUUACCUUCUACAUCAUUAACACCUGCAAUUUUAGAUAAAUCACAAUUAAAUUCAAAGAAUGAAGGGAAAAAGGCAUCAAAUAAAUUUAAACCCAUAUAUCUUUGUGAUAUUUGUCAUCUUCAAUUGAAAGAUCAAAAACUUUUUGAAUUACAUAAGAAAAUUCAUAUACCAAAAACUAUGAUUUGUGUUCAUUGUAAACAUGAAUCAGAAACAAUUUACGAUCUUUAUUUACAUAAAAAGGGAGUUCACAGUUUAUAUUCCAGAGUUAAUCUUAAAUAUGUUUGCGAAAUGUGUGGGAGAUUUUUUUCCAGUUCUUGGGAAUGGGAUGUGCAUAAAACAAGAAGAUGCAGAAAUCGUGAUGGAAAUAAAUGCAAAUAUUGCGAGGCUACAUUUUCAACAAGUCACAAGCUUAAAAAACAUUUAAGAAAACAUAAACAAGAGAUGUUAAGUGAUCCAACUGCAAAAAUUUUCAAAUGUGUCUCAUGUCCGAAAAUAUUUGUCGACGAGGAAUUUUAUCAGAAGCACAGAAAUGUCCACGAUCCUGAAUGUUGGAAUAAUUUUAAAUGUGAGAUAUGCAGUCGAUCUUUUCGAGAUAAUGUGAGAUUAAGAGAACAUAUGAAAUCAAUUCAUGAGGGUGUUAAACCACAUGCUUGUGAUAUGUGUGGUAAAUCUUUUCAUCGUUUAUCGAACAUGAAAGCACAUCGUGCAUUACAUUUUGGUCAUAAAUGUCCUCAUUGCGAGCAAAAUUUCGAAAAAAUACGACAAUUGGUUAAUCACAUUCAGGAAGAUCAUGGUUUAGAGCCACCAGCAAAUUUAUUAACCAAAAAAGGCUACGUGACAGGAACUUUUGUUUGUAAAUUUUGUGGAAGAACUUUAUCAACUUAUCAAUCAUUAUUGGAUCACGAACACAUUCAUACGGGAGAGAAACCAUAUCCUUGUGAUAUUUGCGAUAAAAGUUUCAGAAGUUACACUGCACGUUGGUCGCAUAUGCAGAGACAUAAAGAAGGCAAUUUCAUUUGUGAACAGUGCGGAAAGUCUUUCAAUUACAAGCAGAAUUUGAUGACACAUGUGCAAAUUCAUGUUUCAAUGGAGGAUAGAAAGCAUCAGUGUCCAACUUGUAAUAAAAGAUUUUUACGAAAGGCUCAUCUCAAUGUACAUAUGCGAAUUCAUGAAGGAAUUCGUCCCUAUACGUGCGAUAUUUGUAAUUUUAGCUUCACGCAAAUUGGUGACAUGAGACGACAUCGUGCACGCCAUGGAAAUGGAGAAGUAAAACGACAACCACGAACAAAAGUCGAUAAUACAAAAUAUAUUUCCGAAUAUAGCAAUGAAGAUACAAAUUAAAUUCGCUAUUCUGUUUUUAUUAUAAUAACAAAAAAAAUAUUAUUAGGCAAUGAACAUAAAUUCAGAAUUAUUACUUUUUAUCUAUAAAAAUUUCUUUCAUCAAUUUUUGUAUUCGUAAAUUCAUAAAUUACGUUCUAGUUAUUUAUAUUGUGUUCAAUAUUAACUGAUUUCUAAUUUCUUUGUUUUUCUUAAAUCAGUCUUUAUCAAACGAACAAAUCAGUUUAAAUGUAAUUAAUGUUUUCACGAAUGUUUUCUUGAUAAUAAUUAAUAUAAUGAAUUAAAAUAGAUUAUAAAAAUACUUAUUGUGUAAAUUUUCUACGUACAGUAAAAAAUAUAAAUAAAAUUAUUUUUAAAAAUUA